CAUGCGAGUGGGUCUUAAAAUUAUUUUUUUUCUCUUCUUGUUACUCUUUUUAUUUUAGCAUAUUAUUGCUGUUGACAUCUCAGUGAGGAUGGUUGUGUCGACAGUUUCUACCCGGAGCUAAAUAAGAGACGGACCCGUCCUGUUGUGUUUUUCCGGUGCAGCUCCGCUUAUGCGGACAUGGACGAACUAGCGGGGCGAGGACACAACCUUCCCUUAAACAAAUGUUCUGCCUUUGAGGACCGGCAGACGUCAUAGACCCAAACGUCCGAGGAAUCCAGAACCACCCAAGCCCGUUCGGCUGUCUGCGCCAUGGCUCUUAGUUCGGGCGGCUGGGCGCCUCCAGCCCCAAUCUCUGCCUCGUCCUCCCAGAAGGCUCCUGUGUGCAGCGGGCCUCCGCUGACCGCCUGCUGCACCACGGUUCUCAUGUCGGUCCGCGUUUCGGUGUCCCAUUCCGGGAUCCGACCCUUGUGCCUCCCCGGAGCGGGAAGCGAGGCUCUGCGCCUGCAGCUCAGCAUGGACCCGAGCCGAGCCGGAGAGUUCCGACUGGCUCUGAGGGAUACGAGCGGAAACCGCAGUGUGUUCAUAGCAGAGUUCGACUUGCGCUGGGUGCAAUACGAGGUCAAGUCGUCUCGCUGCCACGAGAUGCGCCUUGCCUCUCCGCCGCACGACUGCAUCCGCUUCAACUUCCGCUGCGACCGAGAGGCUGAGGAGUGGGCCACCGUUGUGAUGUCGUCUCUGAGGGAGGCCCACAGAGUUGCAAACAUGAACACGGUUGAGUCGGACAGCAAAUCGAGCGACCCUGCGGUAGAGGAGCCGUGGAGUUCGGCCUCGCUGCCGCUCUGUGAGGAGCUGUGUUUGGAGCUGGCCAGGGCCAUCGAGGCGGGCGACACUCACGCAGCCUCGCAGCACGCAUCCUCGCUGGCUCGCCAGAAAGCGGUGCUGACCAUACAGGUGUCCCAAAAGAACUACGCCGAUGGAGAACUCAGCUUAUCUGUGGUGGUGGAGGACGUGUCGUCGUCCUGCUGUGUCACAGUCAAGGUUUUUCCUUACAUGACCGUGGCUGCGCUGAAGCAACAGGUGUUUCUGGAGUACGGGUUCCACCCCCGCGUGCAGCGCUGGGUGAUCGGUCAGUGUUUGUGCACCGACCCGCGCUCGCUGGCCUCCUACGGCGUGCAGAAGGACGGCGACACGGCUUACCUUUACCUGAUCUCCGCCCGCCAAGCGCGCAUCACGCGUCUGCUGUUUCAGCAGGACCUGGAGAGCGCUCUCCUCACCCCGCCGCUCCCGCCGGGAAACGGCCACGCCUCCCAGGACUGGAGGGGGUACAGCACGCUGCCCUCAAAGCUUUCCCAGAACAGCCAAAGUACCUGUGAUAGAUCGGCAGAUGUCAAAGAUGUCCCCAGCAUUGAGAAACUUCAGCUCAACGAUCACAGCAACAGAGCCAGUAAAACACAGCUGACAGAGUGGGCGUGUCCUUCAUGCACUUUUAUCAACAAACCGUCUCGUCCCGGAUGUGAGAUUUGCGCUACAGCCAGGCCUGAUGCGCACAGCGGCGUCCAGCAGGAAAAGGUGAAGCGGGAAGAUCGCGGAGAGUCGGGUUUCAGCAGCAGCUGACUGCACAUCCUCAUGGUCUGGACUUCAUUCGGCUCACUUAACACACUUCCAUGCGCGCCCUCGGAGCGAGAAAGCCGACUCUGCCACACACGUGCUGACUAAAUACCCCCACGCAGAAGGUCAGGGGCGCCGAGGCCCCUGUGACGGCCGCUGAGGCCCAGCGCCGCCCUGCAGCAUGACGCAGAGCCGCUCCGGUCCGGGCUCAGACAACGCAGAGCUUUCUCCAUUCAUGUGGACGGCGUGACCAUGACGUGCACAUGUGCAUUCAGCCAGACCCUCUUGCUGUUUAUCUUGCGUGGUGUUUCUGAUCCAACACAAACAUAUUUAUUUGAAGCAGAGGAAGAAGAAAAGAUGCCGUUUCCGAGCAUCAGCCACCUGUGAAGGAAGAGGAAAGCCUUCAUGUCGGCGGUGUUGUCGGUGCUAAGGGAACUCUGAAGGUUUGAAGGUUGAAGUUAUGUCUCGUUUACACGAUUGUCAAGUGCUUUUAAUUUUUUUAAAUGUACUUAUUUUGUUCUUGGUGUAUUAUUUUUACCAAAUGCUGUGAGCAUUUGUUGUACAUUUCAGCAGCAGGAGUGCAUAGUUUCCGCUGAGCGAGCAGAAACGAUCUGUUUUUAGGGCAUGGCUGGACUAUAAAGGGAGGAAAGUCU
Oryzias latipes (Japanese medaka) is the source of this 2261-nucleotide messenger RNA. It is a transcript of the gene sharpin, whose product is annotated as SHANK-associated RH domain interacting protein. Gene Ontology annotation, biological process: proteasome-mediated ubiquitin-dependent protein catabolic process; positive regulation of canonical NF-kappaB signal transduction; protein linear polyubiquitination. Lineage: Eukaryota; Metazoa; Chordata; Actinopteri; Beloniformes; Adrianichthyidae. Gene Ontology annotation, cellular component: LUBAC complex. Gene Ontology annotation, molecular function: ubiquitin-protein transferase activity; ubiquitin binding. The record is from RefSeq and is a predicted model, not a curated record.